UGAACAGCUUCACUGGUCGUUACUCUCUUAGGCUCUUAGCUGUCACGUAGCAUUCUCUCUCGUGCAAACCUAAUCAUCGAUCGAUCGAUUAAUCAAUUUGGAAAGGAAUCCCGAGGCACAGGGAGAACGGAGAAGGGGGAAGGAGAAGCGAGAGAAGCGAGACGGAGAGAUCGACAUGGCGAUACUAUACGCGCUGGUGGCGCGGGGCUCCGUGGUUUUAGCGGAGUUCAGCGCGACGCAGACGAACGCGAGCGCGAUUGCCCGGCAGAUCCUCGAGAAGAUCCCAGGAACAAACGAUAGUCAUGUUUCCUACUCGCAGGAUCGCUACAUAUUCCACGUCAGUCGCACCGAUGGCAUCACCGCUCUAUGCAUGGCGGACGACACCGCCGGAAGAAGAAUUCCGUUUGUAUUUCUUGAAGACAUUCAUGGAAGAUUUGUGAAGACAUAUGGACGUGCAUGCCAUACAGCUCUUGCUUAUGCCAUGAAUGAGGAAUUUUCUAGGGUCUUAAGUCAACAAAUGGACUAUUAUUCAAACGAUCCUAAUGCAGAUAGGAUAAAUCGCAUCAGAGGUGAAAUGAGUCAGGUAAGGAAUGUCAUGAUAGAUAAUAUUGACAAAGUCCUUGACAGAGGUGACCGUUUGGAAUUGUUAGUUGACAAAACUACUAGCAUGCAAGGCAAUACAAUCCGCUUCCGAAAGCAGGCUCGUCGUUUCAGAAAUACCGUGUGGUGGCGGAAUGUUAAACUCACGGCUGCGCUGAUUCUCAUCCUUCUGAUCAUAAUAUAUGUAGUGGUUGCAUUUGUCUGCCAUGGCAUCACACUCCCCAGUUGUAUCGGGUAAUCACUUUUUUUAAUUUUUUUCUUAAAUCUUGUAAUAUUUUUGCAAAGAAAACACAGACAAUUAACUUAAUAUAGUCUGGACUUUAUAUUUUGAAAAUCAUUGUUAUUCAGGUGGUGAUUUUCUCAUGUAUGUAUAAAUAUUUCAUUUCU
This is a messenger RNA of Phalaenopsis equestris, 987 nucleotides long. RefSeq names its product vesicle-associated membrane protein 711. The record is from RefSeq and is a predicted model, not a curated record. Gene Ontology annotation, biological process: vesicle-mediated transport. The coding region runs from base 176 to 838 and encodes 220 amino acids. Gene Ontology annotation, cellular component: membrane. NCBI's taxonomy places the organism in Eukaryota, Viridiplantae, Streptophyta, Magnoliopsida, Asparagales, Orchidaceae. The transcript has 4 exons.